AUGGAGGUUUCAAACACUAUAAACUGUAGUCAUUACAAUAAUAAACAGCAGAUUCUUCUGGUCGGGGAAGGAGACUUCUCCUUUUCUUUAUGUCUUGCCAAAGCCUUUGGUUCGGCUACUAACAUCACCGCAACUUCUCUUGACACUCGAGCGGAUAUGUACAAGGAUUCCAAGGAUAACGUAGAAGAGUUGGAGAGACGCGGGUGCACCGUGGUCCACGGUGUUAACGUGCACUCCAUGAACACAGACUGCCGCAUAGUCCGAUCGGUUCUAUACGAUAGAAUCAUCUUCAAUUUUCCUCAUGCAGGGAAACACCAAGAAGUGGUGAGAGGGUUUAUGAGGAGUGCUAGAGAGAUGAUUAAAUCAGACGAGGCUGGCGAAAUUCAUGUAACUCAUAAAACGGCACAUCCAUUUUCCAAUUGGAAUAUCAGGACACUAGUAGGGGAUUUGUAUUGUUACAAGGAAGUGGAGUUUUACACGUGGCAAUAUCCGGGAUACUCCAACAAGAGGGGAAGUGGAAGUGAUUGUGACUCUAGCUUCCCUGUUGGAAAAUCUUCUACUUUCAUGUUUAGGAAACACUGGUACUUGUGUUUACCUUGGUAUUAA
Molecule: messenger RNA, 606 nt
Organism: Eutrema salsugineum
Lineage: Eukaryota; Viridiplantae; Streptophyta; Magnoliopsida; Brassicales; Brassicaceae
Exons: 3
Coding region: 1-606 (201 amino acids)
Biological process (GO): rRNA base methylation
Cellular component (GO): cytoplasm
Molecular function (GO): rRNA (uridine-N3-)-methyltransferase activity
Source: RefSeq, a predicted model, not a curated record